UGUAGAGUUUGUUGCGACGUUGGGCUUGGGUAAUGGAUGGAGCAGUCCAGCCAUCAUGAUGCGCACGCCGCACCACAGCUCUCAUCCCAACUGAGCUUGUUGCGCAACGAACUCGACGACACGACGCGCCAACUCCAAUACUACUCCAGCCAAGGCGACAACGACUACAUGGCGCCGGUCGUGGUCGAACUGACGCAGCUCCGCGACCUGCUCCAAGCCCGGAUCCGAGACGCCGAGACUGAUGAGCUUGUUGCGCUUGGCUGCCGCGUCGACUCUGAUCUGCAUCGAGGCGCGAGUGACGAUGAGGCCGGUCCGGACGUUGGCGGAAUUGGCGGUGCUCAUGCUGCCGAGCUGGUUGGACCUGGGCAGCGGUGCCGGGCACCGUUCGCCAACCGCGAUGGCUCAGUCUCGUAUCACGACGCCGUCAUCUUCAGUGGCGGAGACGACGAGCGCCAGGACUCGCCGCUGCUGUCGACAGCAACGUCGUCAAGACUGGAAUUGGGCGCGAGUCCAGCUUCACCACCACACGUCCCAAGUCGCGCGUGGGUGCUGUUCGCAACGCCAACAACAGAGGCAAUGCUGACAUGUGCCGCGUGGCUCGAGACCGGCAAGUGUCCUGAUCUCGCGAGCUGUCUGCAUGGACACGGUUUCGAAGUCGAAACGAGCUUGCUUCGUCCGUACCGUCCUGCCGACCCCAAAGCCAUCACCACCCUGGAGCGUGACUCUGAGUGCCUCGUGUGUCCUGUUGAGGGAGGCCUGUGGCACAAGGGCGUGAUUCUUCAGGUUGACGCAGGUUUAAACCGGAGCGCCGCACGACGACCAAACGACGACCAAAGCGCUCCGACAACAACCGUCUUGGUGCGUCUCGUUGCGGCAAACUCGGUUGUCUCUGUCAGAGCAAACCAAGUCCUUCCCGCCCAGCCAUCGUCAGGCGAGACCGAAUCGCAGGUCUCAGGUCAACUUGAACCCGCGCGUGGAAAUCCAGAGAACGUCACCACCACUCUCGCGGCGAGCACCGUUGGAGAUUGGGAGCGCUUCACCAACGCUAUCGGAUCUCGAUUGCUGAUGAAAAUGGGAUGGAAACCCGGCGAGGGCAUUGGCGCUCAGCGUCAAGGAAGAGCCGCACCGAUCGUUGUCAAUGUUCUGCCGCCUGGGAAGAGCCUCGAUGUCUGCAUGGCCCUCCGCGAGCAGCGCAAGCUGCCGACUGUCGACUCUUUGCCUGCCGAGCCAAUCGACGGGCCAAGCGACGCGUCGACUUCUACCGGAUUGCCGUUGCUUGGAGCCAACGUGUCUGCCAGAUACAUGGCCCUCUCUCGCGAUCAGAGGAUCAUGGUGCAGCAAGAGCGGCACCGCGUUCAAGCCAAGGCGGCCGUCCGCAAGGCCAAGCAAGACAAUGCCGAAAAGCGGCGGCGGGAGCAGCUCAUUCGUUCUGAAAUGGGCAUGUUUGGCGUUCUCGGCUCCUCCGUCUCUUCUGCCCUUGGCAUUGCCUCGACUCCUCUCCCAACCGCAGCAUCGCUUGCAAAUUCAUCAUCGGCAAAGCGCAAAUAUUUCUAAAUUGUUGUAUUUCUCAUUCAAUAUUUAUUGUACAGAAAAGGGAGGUUUUGUUCAAAUCAAGAUUGUUUCAGAAACG
Molecule: messenger RNA, 1630 nt
Organism: Capsaspora owczarzaki ATCC 30864
Lineage: Eukaryota; Filasterea; Ministeriida; Capsasporidae
Exons: 1
Coding region: 37-1554 (505 amino acids)
Biological process (GO): negative regulation of DNA-templated transcription; regulation of transcription by RNA polymerase II
Cellular component (GO): nucleus
Molecular function (GO): RNA polymerase II cis-regulatory region sequence-specific DNA binding; DNA-binding transcription factor activity, RNA polymerase II-specific
Source: RefSeq, a predicted model, not a curated record